UCAUGCUCCCAGGGGCCGCAGUACUCUUUCGAGGCGCUGCAUUUCGCCUGGUACAAUAGGCAUGGCACAAGGGGCUACCAAGUUUGCAGUGAAUCGCAUCCGCACCUCAUUCGAAAGGCGGACCGCUCCAGGACCAACUACAGUCAAAUGCUGCCAUACCCCUCCGCUGACAUGCACAAGCAUGAACGGGUCUACCACAAUCUUGAGCACAUUUUUGCCGAGGUGUUUGGAUGGAUCAGAGAGCAAAUCCAAAUUUUGUUUCCCCAAGAAUACGCGGAGAUGAGCGUUGACGCGGAAGUGUUGCCAGGGAACGCCGGCUCGAUUGUGCACCCAUUCCUCUCGCUCGUCAUUAACCUGAAUGUUGCCACUUCCGCUCACAGGGAUUCCAUGGACAAAACAUUGUGCGUUGUUUUGCCCAUUGGUGACUUC
Messenger RNA from Fomitopsis serialis, 429 nucleotides. RefSeq lists its product as uncharacterized. NCBI's taxonomy places the organism in Eukaryota, Fungi, Basidiomycota, Agaricomycetes, Polyporales, Fomitopsidaceae. The annotation marks the transcript as partial. The record is from RefSeq and is a predicted model, not a curated record. The transcript has 3 exons.